Diospyros lotus (date-plum) is the source of this 1280-nucleotide messenger RNA. Its product is annotated as EPIDERMAL PATTERNING FACTOR-like protein 2. The record is from RefSeq and is a predicted model, not a curated record. Gene Ontology annotation, biological process: guard cell differentiation; stomatal complex development. Lineage: Eukaryota; Viridiplantae; Streptophyta; Magnoliopsida; Ericales; Ebenaceae. The transcript is spliced from 3 exons. The coding region runs from base 685 to 1053 and encodes 122 amino acids.
AGAUUACUGAAACCCGGAACGAGGAGGAAAACCCAAGUAAAGGGACAAAAUAUAUUGGAACUUUGGAAGUGAAGAAUACCAAGGAAAUCAAAAACCCAGAUAUGAACAGCUGGAGUCAGAUGUCCGUUACUGUGUUUCUUGCUGUUCUUGGCUUUUGUCUUGUAUCUUAUGAUAAAGCCAAUAUUUCUUUCUUUCCUUUCUUCCUUUCUCCCUUUUUUCUUCUUCUUCUUCUUCUUCUUCUUCUUCUUCUUCAAUUCUUCUUCUUCUUCUUCAAUAAUUCUUCUCUUUAUUGCAUUAUGCGUAUGUCUUUGUAGUUUGAGAAGGCUCAUGAAACGAGGCUGAGGUUUCCUUUCCCUUUCUGAGGCUCUCAGCUUUCCUUGAAUCAACCCUUCUGCAAUACACUUUGGCCCUUCCAUGUUCCAUCAUCUCAACGCUCUAGGAAAUAGGAGAGAGACAGUGAUGUAGCAUUCAAUUUUAUAGUGCAAUUCGUUCUUCGAAUCCCUUUUAUGAGUUAUGGCCCUUUCCAUUUCAGUUUCAGUACUUCUCAAUUAGCACACACUUACAUAUAUAUAUAUAUAUAUAUAUUUCCCAUCUCAUUCUCCCACCCUUCUCAUCAAUAUCAUCAUCAUCAUCAUCGUCCGAACUCUGCAAAUCCAGAAGUGUUUCCCUAUUCCUUUCCCAGAAAUGGGCUCCUGUAGAAAUUUCAUGCGUGGAAGGCAUAAGCUUCACCAUCUCUCCUUCCCUUUUCUCUUUCUCUUGAUCUCAAGCUGGACCCAGUUCCCAUCUAUCGCUGAAGGUAGAGCGUUUCUCAGAUCCGCUGACCGUUCCAAGGAAGAGAAGAUAGGUUCGAAGCCGCCACAGUGCGAGAAAAGAUGCUCCUCAUGCGGGCACUGUCAGGCCAUUCAGGUGCCUAUAAACCCACAAACAAGAACUGGGAACAGAAGAAACUCUUCCGAUUCAUUGUCAACUCACUAUGCCAGAGCCGAUGACAGCUCCAAUUAUAAGCCCUUGAGCUGGAUGUGCAAAUGUGGGAAUUCCUUCUUCAACCCAUGACCAACGAUUGAAUUCCCAUCUUCAUAUAUAUAUAUGGUUGCUGAGCUUGUGAAUCUUGUACACUAGAUGAUCAUAUCAGUAUAGACGAUUUCCACAGUGCUGCUCUUUAAUUUGGUCUUUCUAGCUAGGUUUUUGCUCUUCUGUAAUGCUUUUGAUUUAUGCGCGUUUAAUAAUGAAGUAUUAUGGUUAAGUAAUUGAUCGUCAACUUUCCUGCUGAUCUUCGUUGC